This is a messenger RNA of Eptesicus fuscus (big brown bat), 2175 nucleotides long. It is a transcript of the gene LCMT2, whose product is annotated as leucine carboxyl methyltransferase 2. The coding region runs from base 1 to 2058 and encodes 685 amino acids. The transcript has a single exon. Gene Ontology annotation, biological process: wybutosine biosynthetic process; tRNA methylation. Gene Ontology annotation, molecular function: protein binding; tRNA methyltransferase activity. The record is from RefSeq and is a predicted model, not a curated record. NCBI's taxonomy places the organism in Eukaryota, Metazoa, Chordata, Mammalia, Chiroptera, Vespertilionidae.
AUGGGCCCGCGGAGCCGCGAGCGUCGGGCGGGAGCAGUGCGGAGUACCAACGAUAGCAGCGCCCUCAGCAAGAGUUCCCUGGCCACGCGCGGGUACGUGCACGACACCUUCGCCGCGUUGCUAGUUCCGGGGGCCGCUCGCCGCGCGCCGCUCAUCCACCGCGGCUACUACGUCCGCGCACGCGCCGUACGGCACUGCGUGCGCGCCUUCCUGGAACGGACGUGCGCCGCCCCGGGAGCGCCUCGCGCCCAGAUCCUGUCGCUGGGCGCCGGCUCGGACUCGCUUUAUUUUCGCCUCAAAGCUGCAGGCCGCCUGUCCUGGGCUGCCGUCUGGGAGGUCGAUUUUCCAGACGUGGCGCGGCGCAAAGCGGAGAGGAUUAGAGAGACGCCGGAACUGUGUGCGUUAACCGGGCCUUUCCAGAGCGGGGAUCCUGCGUCAGCGCUGUGCUUUGAGAGUUUGGACUACCGCAUCCUGGGCUUGGACUUGAGGCAGCUUGAGCGAUUGGACCAGGCCCUGACCGCCGCGGGCCUUGAUGAAGCCGCGCCCACUUUGCUCUUAGCUGAGGCCGUGCUGACCUACCUGGAACCGGAUAAUGCAGCGGCCCUCAUCGCCUGGGCAGCCCAGCGGUUUCCUAAUGCUCUUUUCGUGAUCUACGAGCAGAUGAGGCCGCAUGACACCUUUGGCCAGUUCAUGCAGCAACAUUUUCAGCAGCUAAAUUCUCCUUUGCAUGGCCUGGACCGCUUUCCCGACGUGGAGUCCCAGCAGCACCGCUUCCUUCAGGCUGGCUGGACUGCCUGCAGGGCCAUGGACAUGAAUGAAUUCUAUCGCUGCUUUCUGCCCGCAGAAGAACGUCGGCGCAUGGAAAAUCUUGAACCCUUUGACGAGUUUGAGGAGUGGCAUCUGAAGUGCGCCCACUAUUUCAUUCUCGCCGCUUCUAAGGGAGACACUCUCUCCCAAACUCUGGUGCUUUCAUCCCCAGAGCUGUUUCCUCGGGUAGAUCCUGCUGCCCCUUCAGGGAUCCUCCUUGCCAAUGUAGCCACUAGUGACAGCCAGAGCCCAAACUUUAAGAGAUAUGGCCACGCCUCUGUCCUUUUGAGCCCAGGCAUUCUCAGUGCAGGUGGAUUUGGAGAGCAGGAGGGGCGGCAUUGCCGAAUGAGCAAGUUUCACUUGCUCUCAAGAUGCUGUGACUUGGAAUGGAAAGGCAAACAAAUAGGCAGUUGGGGGACUGAAGCUCAGUGGGAUGGACGCCUUUAUCACACCAUGACAAGACUUUCUGAUACUCAGGUUCUGGUUCUGGGAGGGAGACUGUCCCCAGUAACUCCAGCCUUGGGGAUUCUCCAGCUUCGUUUUUGUAAGAGUGAGGAUGAUAGCACUGAGGAUCUAAAUGUAAUGGUAACAAAAGCUAGCACAGAAGAAGAUUCCACUUUGUCAUGUUGGCGGCAUUCAACAACAGAAGUGUCCUAUGAAAAUCAGAAAUAUUUGUUUGUAUAUGGGGGCCGAAGUGUGGUGGAACCUGUAUUGAGUGACUGGCAUUUUCUCCAUGUGGAGUCAAUGACUUGGGUCAGGAUCCCAGUGGAGGGGGAUACACCUGAAGGUCGGCAUUCCCACAGUGCCUGCAGCUGGCAAGGGGGAGUCCUUAUUGCUGGAGGCCUGGGUGCUUCUGAGGAGCCAUUGAGCUCUAUAGUCUUUCUGAAACCAAUCACUUGUGGAUUCCUCUGGAAAUCAGUAGAUAUCCAGCCUCCCAUUACCCCAAGGUACUCCCACACAGCUCAUGUGCUUAAUGGGCAGCUUCUACUGGUUGGAGGGGUCUGGAUUCAUUCCUCCUCAGUUCCUGGGGUGACUGUUAUUGACUUGACUACAGGAUUGAGCUCUGAGUAUCAGAUUGACACAACAUGUGUACCAUGGCCACUAAUGUUGCACAAUCAUACCAGCAUCCUCCUUCCUGAAGAGCAACAGCUCCUGCUCCUUGGAGGUGGUGGGAACUGCUUUUCCUUUGGCACCUACUUCAACCCCCAUAUAGUAACAUUAGACCUUUCUUCCCUGAGUGCUGGGCAGUAAGGACUAGACUUUUGAUAUAUUCAGGAUCCACUAAAGUAGACAAUAAAGGUUUCCACAAAUAGGAUUUGACUUUGUUUAUAGAUAUUACCACAUUCCACGCCCCUCCUUUUAUUUUAU